AUGUCUACCUUGCGAAAUGCGCCAGCUGGUACACGUCGGGCAUACCCCUUUCGCCCCAGGGUAACAGAGUCCUCACAACCUGACACCUCCUUCAUCCUCAAAGAUCUUGCAGACAAGGUAGCCAAGUUCAAACGGAGCACGGAUACUCUUAGUCCUGUAGAAAUUACAAAUGUCAAACCAAUUGCUUCAUACUCAUGGAUCGAGGCUGCAACGCCAACGAUCGCCGUCCCUGGUUCUCCCAGAGUCUGGUUCACAGGCCCCCAGCGUGUCCCGGCUGACUCUGGAACACGCUUUGUGGACCAAAAUGCUUUCUACAUGCGAAAAAUGUCCCCCCUCAUCCCGCUAUUCGCAGCCAUCGAUGAUAUGAAUCCUAGUUUCUACUACAAGCAGUUUGACUUCAUCACGGACCGCAACAACCUUCGCAAGCUUCUCCGCUGGGCCAGUGGCUCAUCGGAUGAGAAAGACUUCCGCAUCGAUAUCGAUGUAGCGGGCUCGACGUGCUUGUUCACACGCCUUGAGGCACAGAACACGGACACCGUGCAAGGCUUUAUGGGGUAUGGACAUGAGUAUGAAAAAGCUGCCACGAGAGUCACUCGCGGCUGCGAGAGAGCCACUGGACAUCAUCGGAUGAUUUCCAUCGACAUUGGUGAACUGAAGAUUCUCCUUCGUUUCACAAUUGAGGCGUGCACAUCUUCUACCAAUGACACGAACGACGAGGACGACCUCCUAGCAGCCUUCUCAGGCCUGGGUAUUGGCGGAGCGUCUGCCUCCAGCAGCCGGGAUACUAAGAAGCCUCAAGCCACGGUCCCAACCGUCCGUGGCGUUUCCAUCACCCAAACAACUCCACGCAAAGUCGUCCCGCAAUCCUCUCUCAUUGAGCUCAAGACACGCGCUGCCCACCGAGAGCUCGACUGGGCAGAAAUUUAUCCUCAGCUUUAUCUUUCUCAGACAGCAUUCUUGUAUAUCGCGAAGCACGAACGCGGUAACUUCAACACCCUGGAGAAAGUACAGCUUGGCUCGGCGAGCAUGCAGACCCAUGCCCGACGUGCUGAGCAGGGUGUCGCGAAGUUGAAACUCGUGCUUCAGGAUAUCUUAGAUGCUGCGAAAAAGGAAGAUGUGGGGGUAGGCUUGAGUUUGGUGUCAAAGGAUGGCAAGUUGGCAUUGUACAAGCGCCUUGAGGGGACUGGGAAAGGGCCGGGAAAAGAUAUCACAGACAAAUUCAAUUGA
Molecule: messenger RNA, 1227 nt
Organism: Suillus subaureus
Lineage: Eukaryota; Fungi; Basidiomycota; Agaricomycetes; Boletales; Suillaceae
Exons: 3
Coding region: 1-1227 (408 amino acids)
Source: RefSeq, a predicted model, not a curated record